Solenopsis invicta (red fire ant) is the source of this 1753-nucleotide messenger RNA. RefSeq names its product protein ALP1-like. The record is from RefSeq and is a predicted model, not a curated record. The transcript is spliced from 3 exons. Lineage: Eukaryota; Metazoa; Arthropoda; Insecta; Hymenoptera; Formicidae. The coding region runs from base 128 to 1408 and encodes 426 amino acids.
UCAUAUUGGAGUUGUUCUAAUAGUGACAUAUGCGCACAUAACCUGAAAAGUCAACAAACUGCUAAAGCCGUAACGUGCAACAACGAAAAAUUUUAUUAAUAAACGUUUUUAUAUUACUAUAUUUUCAAUGGAUAAAAAAAAAUUACUUUUAAUUAGAAGAAAAAUAUUAUUGCAAAGUAUUCUAAAAUAUAUUAAUGAUAAACGGAUGCAAAACAGAAGAAGGAAAAGACGGUACUGGAUUCGCCCUACUAAUACUAGAAGAAAUGAACAAGGAGCAGCAACCAACCUUGUAUUAGAAAUGGCAUUGUAUGAUAUGGAAUGGUAUCAUAAUUAUAUGCGUAUGUCACCAAAUACGUUUUAUGAAUUAUUGGAAUUGAUUACUCCAUUGAUUACAAAGACGUCAACUAAUUUUCGAAAACCACUUCCUCCUCAUUUGAGAUUAAGUUUAACACUUCGUUACUUGUCGUCCGGAGAUCUUUUGUCAUCUAUGGCAAUGUUGUAUAGAAUAGGAAGAAGCACAGCGACAUGUAUUAUUCGUGAAACCUGCGAAGCUAUUUGGACUGCAUUAAGUCCAAAAGAAUUGUUCCAAUCAUCUGAGAAAGGCUGGUUAGAGAUAGCCAAUGAAUUUGAAAACCGAUGGAACUUCCCCCAUUGCAUAGGUGCCAUCGAUGGAAAACAUGUUGUAAUACAAGCACCAGAACAUUCAGGUUCAACGUACUAUAACUACAAGGGCCAGUAUAGUGUUGUCUUGAUGGCAGUUGCUUCUGCCUCCUUCCGCUUUCUUAUGGUCGAUAUUGGUGCACAAGGUCGGCAUAGUGAUGGUGGAACUUUUCGGAAUUCUGUGAUGGGACAACGAUUUGCCAAUAAGGAAAUGGAUUUACCAACUGCAUCACCACUCCACCCUAACAUACCACAGCCUGUACCUUAUAUGUUAGUAGCAGAUGCUGCGUUCCAACUGAACGAAUACACUUUACGCCCAUAUCCAGGCAAACGAUUAACUGAUACAAAAGAAAUAUUUAAUUAUCGACUCAGUAGAGCAAGGGGCGUUGUUGAAAACUCUUUCGGUAUUAUGGCUGCACGGUGGAGAAUUUUCAGAAGGCAAAUGAACACUUCGCUUGAAACAACAAUUUCAAUAAUUAAAGCUUCAGUAUGUCUUCACAAUUUUUUAAUCCCAAAAUCAGAAUACAAUCCAUCAGGAUAUGGAGACUAUGUUAACAGUGAAGGAAAUAUAGUACCAGGCCACUGGAGACAACAUGAUGUUGCUAAUAUUAAUAGUAUAAGAAUGGCAGGAGCAAAUGCCCAUUCUCAAUAUGCAUCUAAUAUCAGAGAUACAUUUGCGUUAUAUUUUCAAAAUGAAGGUGCUUUAAAUUGGCAACAUAAUUAUAUUGCACAAUUAGAACAUAAUUAGGGAUAUUAUAAUAUUAUAAAAAGACUAAUUAAUUUAAUCACACAUAGUAGUGGCUGAUCUUUAUCUCAUCUAUAUAGUAUAUUUUUAUCAAAACAAUACAUGGAUCAUCACGUGUGGUCAUGCAAGAAAAUUGGUCAUAAUUGAUCUUGUACAAUUAUAUAUAAUCACAGUCAUGUAUAUAUACAAAUCAAAUUUUAUCUAAUUAUAUCUGAUUAAAUGUAACUGGAUAUUUAUAAUUAAAUGUAAAAAAACAAAAUGAAUUGUAAAGUUGAUAUUACCGAAUAAGUAACUAUGUCUAGUAAUUUUAUAUAACAUAUAAUAAAUGUAUAUUUAGGAUUUGUCAAA